Messenger RNA from Kluyveromyces lactis, 2499 nucleotides. It is a transcript of the gene STU2, whose product is annotated as Stu2p. NCBI's taxonomy places the organism in Eukaryota, Fungi, Ascomycota, Saccharomycetes, Saccharomycetales, Saccharomycetaceae. Gene Ontology annotation, cellular component: spindle pole body; kinetochore; spindle pole. Gene Ontology annotation, molecular function: microtubule plus end polymerase activity; microtubule plus-end binding. The record is from RefSeq and is a predicted model, not a curated record. The coding region runs from base 1 to 2499 and encodes 832 amino acids. The transcript has a single exon. Gene Ontology annotation, biological process: mitotic spindle organization; microtubule polymerization; establishment or maintenance of microtubule cytoskeleton polarity.
AUGGAUAACGCUACGGAUGAUUCGGCGUCUUUUCAGACUCUGUCACUAGAUGAGAGACUUGUUCAUAAGCUUUGGAAGGCAAGACAGCAUGGAUAUAAUGAGCUAGAAAGCACAUUCAAUAAACUGUCCGUUGCUAGAGUUGCAGAGAGUGGCGUUAAUAAGUAUUGGAAGAAACCUGAGAUUUUCACGGGGUACGUAUUGGAUUCCAAUGUUGUUGCACAAGAAUCUGCCGUUAAGGCCUUGUACAGUUUGUUGAAAUUUAUGAUCGACGUACCCCAGAUCAGAGAUUUGUGUCAGCCGGGUCAAUUGGUUCAGGGCUGGGUUCCAGCUCUGGUGGAGAAAGGUAUGACUUCCUCGAAAUCAGCGACGAAAGAGGCUUCAUUGGCCUGCGUUUCGCUUGUCGUGUCAUUGGAUGAUAAUAUCGUAAAUGCAAUCAAUUGUCUGACGCCGAUUUGGACCAAAAAAUUACCGAAGCUGUUGACUGCAGCGUUAAUGGUUCAUGUAAAGUUGAUAGAGCAGUUUGGGUUCGUGAACGUUUCUCAACAGGAGAAGAUGCAAUCGUUACAGGGUCUAGUGGAAGUUUUACCUAAACUUUGCUCACAUGCGGAUAAAUCUGUGAGGAAUGAGUCAAUGCAGUUGAUUUUACAACUAUAUACAUGGUUUAAUAAACCUGUACUUCAAGAGCUUCUAUUGGGGAAGUUGAAGCCCAUACAACAGAAGGACCUGGAUAAACUGUUUGAAUCGUACCAGGGCACUAUACCGCCUUCUUCAACACCGUCUCAGUUUAUAUGGGCAGUCCCGGCUCAGAGUGAUAACAAUUCAACUGAUUUACCCUUGGAUCAUGACGGAGAUCUAGCAAUGGCAGGUAAUAACGGCCAGUCUGCCGCUGCUCUGGAUAACCAAUCAAUCGAUCCAUAUGAUAUGUUCCCCGUACAAACUAUAUUAGAUAAGCUACCGAAUAAUUUCUAUCAGAGUUUGGCGUCUAGCAAAUGGAAGGAUAGAGUGGAAGCUUUAGAAGAGUUCCACGAUCAGACUUUAACCAAGGUUAAAAAAUUGUCAGCAUCAAAUGAAGAUCAUUCUGAAAUCAUUCACAAAUUUUGCUCGACUAUCACUUCCGAUGCAAACCUACAAGCAGUACAAAUAUCUACCAGCAGUUUAGAUAUACUAAUAUCCGCAUUAAGAUCAGAAUAUAACCCAUUCGCAUUGGAAACUUUAAACGCUCUCCUAACUAGAUCAAAGGAGAAAAAACCAAACGUCGCAGAUUCUAUUUUCAAUGCUCUCCUGAACCUUUCAAAGUACUAUAAAUUAGAGCUAUGUCUCGAGUCUGUGUUACAACACAUGAAGAACAAAGUACCACAGGUAAAAAUUGUAUGCUCGAAAUUUCUUUUCGAGUUGCUAUCCAAUUGGACACCGACUGAAACUCUUCAUAGAACGUCGGUAUUCUCCAAUUUGCCAGCGAUACUCAAUUCUUUGCAGCCCAUUGUAAACGACAAUCAACAGGCAACAAGAAAUGAGGGUUUCAAGUGUAUUGCUAUCUUAAUUAAGAUAUUCGAUGAAAGAGAACUAUCAACAUAUUUGGACAAGCUCGAUAACUUGAAAAGGAAGAAGAUCCUUGAACUUGUUGAUAAAGUGGAGAUCAAGGCGGCAACGGUUCCACCUCCACACCAAACCCAACCGCAAACCCAAUUAAGAUCAGCGGCACCAGUAGUACGAUCCCAACCCUUGUCUUCAACGAUCCCUUCAAAACGACUGGCCACUUCUCCAUUGAAACCGGCACGUAACUCUGCCUUGAAUGGCAACACGAAGUCGUCCAGGUUGACUUCAAGGUCUCUAACUACUCAUCAAAUGAUGAACCAUACGGAUCUGCCUUCCUCAACACAACCCAAAUCUAAUACCAGUUCCAACACAAGCCUCUCUGGCAAUUUCACACCACAGACAAACAUAUCCAACAGAAUGUCACAUUUAAACGAUGAAGUGAACAAAUUAAGACAAGAGAGACAAGAAUGGCUAAGGGAGCGCAACGAUCUCUUAUCCAACUUAAAUCAAUCCAAUUUACAACUUUCCAAAGUAAAUAAACUCUUGAACGAGUCUGAGACAUACGUUUCCAAUUUACAAAGGCAAUUGCAGGAUUCGAAGGAUCAAUUGAACGCUAAGAAUUUAAAGAUCAAGGAGUUAGAGAGUAAACUGACGGGCGGUACUUCCGAUACCAUGUCAACAGAUUCACCCAUAUCCUCGUCCAUUAGCAGAGGAAGAUUAACAGCAACUACCUUAUCACCUCUGAGAUCUACUAAAAAUGCUACGACUCCUCAAAGGGUCAGAUCGCCUAGUGAAAGUAGCGACGAUCUACCUAGACGUGUCAAUUCCCUAAACUUGAACAACCAUAUGUUGCAAGAGGAAUCGUGGAAACGAGCUGCAGAAGUUACGAACCAAUUAAAGGCACGUAUAGAAAGAAUGAGGGCCAAAUCCAGGUCCGGUUUCAACAAUCUCGGCGUAGAUUAA